AAUAAUGUUUAGCUACUCUUUGCCCAAUUUACCUGAUUCUCUAAAUUUUUCAAACUUAUUAAUGCUAACAUUAACAGCACCACCCUCAAAUUUGAAUCCAGAAUAUUUUAGUUCACUCAUGAGCCAGUAAAUGAAUUCUUUAAAAUAUUAAGGUAUGGACCUGUUGUUCAUGUAAAAAUAUUAAAUCGAUCUUUAAUGGAAUGUAAAGUUUUGGUAGAGAUGGCUAAUAUUGAAGCAGCUAAAAAUGCCAAAAAAUCAUUAGAUUAGUUAUCUUCAAAUUUUAUCAAAUGUUCUUACUAUUAAGAUGAUAAAUUAAUACCACAUGGUUCAUUUACUAUAGGAUCAUAUGAAACUAUUGAAGAUACAACUUCAAGUACGUUUAAAAAUAGGCAUUCCACAUCUAUAAAUGAUAGUAUUAUAUUUAAUAAUAAAAUUAGUCAUAUAAGAUGGAGACUCUAAACCAUAGAGUGCAACUGUAUUACCAAUAAGUUAAAAACUUAUUCAAUCUUAAAAAAAUAUAUAAUCAACAAAAACAGUUUGUUUAAAUGGUAUUUCGGGAAAAGACUUAGAUGCAUAGAAAUUAUACAAUAUCUUUAGCAAUUUCGGUAAUGUAGAUAAAAUUAUUUUAAUAAAGUAAUUUUUUUUAUAUUAUUUAAAGUUUAAAGAAUUUUGCUUUAAUAAAAUACUUAAAAGAAGAUCAGGCUUGUUUCGUUUAUUAGAAUUGUCAGAAUUUACAAUUUUUCGAAAGUUCUUUAACAAUUACAUUCGCUGCAGAUGAUUCAAUUGAAAAAUUAGUUGGUCUAGAUACAUUAUAUAGAGAAUAAGACUAUUAUGUUGGAUCUGAAAACACUGAUAGGUAAUUUAUAGAAAAAUCAAUUUUAGAUUCAAUGCAAAUAAUAAAAUGAUUUUAUUGGCUCCUAGCCAAGUUCUUCAUAUCUCUAAUCUAAAAAAAAUGUCAUCCAAUGCUGAAACUAUGUGGGACAUCUUUUCAGAAUAUGGCGUUGUUGAAGUAUUUUACUAAAAUAAUUAAUUAGGCUGUAAAAGUUUUGAACUCAUAAUUUAAAUUUAUGUGUUUAAUCAAAAUGGAAACUUUAAAGCAAGCUUUAGAAGUAAUGGCUCUAAUGCAUAAUGAAGAAGUGGAUGGAAGAAACAUUUAAAUUUCAUUCACUAAAGCCAAAAUUUGAUUAUAAUAAG
Paramecium sonneborni is the source of this 1194-nucleotide messenger RNA. The record is from the annotation of a GenBank genome assembly. Lineage: Eukaryota; Ciliophora; Oligohymenophorea; Peniculida; Parameciidae.